CCGCGGUCAGAGCGCGAGCAGCAGCGUCUCCACAGCAGCAGCAUCAUCACAGGGAGAGUCAGAGGCGACCUCAAUUAUUUUAGAAGCGCAAUUAUCACAAAACUCCCCGAGGGGUUUGGCAUGUGGGAAGGGAAAUUAAUGAAGAAGGAGGGCGAAGCAGACUGCGCGUCUCCGCUGCGACAGAUGUUGGGAAAGUGUGUUUGAAUGUUGAUAUAAGAAGAGGAAGAGGAAGAAGAGGAAGCAGAGGGGAAAGUGUCCUGCAGAGAGAUGAACACGCUUUUCAGCUGGAGACGGACGAUGAGCGAUGAAGAGGUGCGAGUUUGGGUGCGAUCGUUUCUACACUGAAAGCUUUCAAAGGAUACUCCGAAUGGCCCGGUAUUAACAGAUCCACGACUCUACAGAGGACUUAACUCAAGUCUGACUCCACCUUGACUGUCACUGGUUAUGAAAAUCUGCACUCCAACACUGAAACGGCUGGGGGUAAGAUGUUUGUGGAGUCAGUCGUCAGAUGGGGCGCGUGGAGCAUCCUGCUCCAGUUGGGACUGGGUGUUUCUGCAGGAAGCUGUCCUCCACGCUGUGUGUGUCGACCUGAGACAAAAGAAGUGAUCUGUUCAGGCAAACACUUGAACUCAGUGCCAGAGGGCUUUUCCGGUGAUGCCAGGCGUUUGGAUUUAUCCCACAAUAAGAUUAAGACUGUGGGGCGCCGCCAGUUCUCUGGGCUCCAGCAGCUUCAAGAGUUGGAUCUCAGUGAUAAUCUAAUCUCCAUGAUUGAGGUGGAGGCUUUCCAAGGCCUACAGAGCCUCAGGACGCUUCGGAUUAAGAAUAACCGACUCAAGAUCAUCCCGGUUGGGGUGUUUUCCGGCCUGAGCAGUCUGCGCUUUCUGGAUUUGAGUCAGAAUGAGAUUCUGGUAUUUUUGGACUAUACCUUCAGAGAAAUGGUGAACCUCCAAACACUGGAGGCCGAGGAGAACGACUUGGUGUUCAUCUCCCAGAGGGCUUUCUUUGGACUGCAGAACCUGCAGGAGCUCAACAUAGACCGCAGUAACCUGACCUCCGUUCCCACCGAGGCGUUUUCCCAGCUCCAGAAUCUGGCGCAUCUCCGCAUGCUGCGCCUCACCAUUUCUUCCUUGUCCAACAACGCUUUCCGACGACUCCACCGACUGCGUAGCCUCGUGAUUGCAAACUGGCCAGCUUUGGACACAGUGGCCAGCAACAGCCUGAUCGGUCUUAAUUUGACCUCCCUCGUCAUCAGCAGCUGCAAUCUGAGUGCUAUUCCUUACUCAGCACUUCGUCACCUUGUGUAUCUGCACUUCCUGGACCUGUCCUACAACCCCAUCACCGUUAUCCAAGGUCAUCUGCUCGGGGACCUCCUGAGACUCCAGGAGCUACACCUUGCUGGUGGGAGCCUGCUGAGAAUAGAGCCCGGGGCCUUUAGGGGCCUGGCAUACUUUCGCAUGCUUAAUGUGACAUCCAAUCAGCUUACAACUUUGGAGGAGAGCGUCUUCCACUCUGUGGGGAACCUGCAGGUGUUGCGGUUGGAUGGGAAUCCGCUAGCAUGUGACUGCAGGCUCCUUUGGGUUGUCAGACGCAGAUUGCGCUUGAACUUUGAUGGACGUCAGCCCACAUGUUCGUCGCCGGACACGGUGAGGCAGCGUGAGUUCAGAGACUUCUCCGAGAAGGAGCUCCCGAGGUUGUUUACCUGCCGACCUGCUCGUGUCAUGGACCGCAGGCCGCAGGAGGCAAGAGUAGAGGAGGGAACUACGGUUCUUUUUUCCUGUAAGGCUGAAGGGGAUCCAGCCCCGGCCAUCACCUGGAUCUCAUCCCAUAGAAAUGUGGUUACGGCAACAGGACGAAUCAGGGUUUUGCUGAAUGGAACUCUAGAAGUGCGUUUUGCUCAAGUUCAGGACAGUGGCACGUAUCAGUGCCUGGCGGGGAAUGCAGCCGGCAAUGACAGCCUGACUGUUGGACUGUAUGUGAAGGGGCUCCCUCGUAACAGAACCAUCCCCUACCUGUCAGAAGAGGCCUGGGCCGAGCCUUCAAAUCCCCAAGCGGCCAACUCCUCAGCACAGAUGGCCAAGCCAUACCCGUUUGAUGCCAAGACCCUCAUCAUCGCCACCACCAUGGGCUUCCUGUCCUUCCUCAGCUCGGUAGCCAUUUGUUUUGUUUUCAUGUUCUUCUGGAGCCAGAGCAAAGGUCAGAUCAAGCAUACGGCGACCAUUGACUUUGUUCCCCGGUCUUCCAUGGGGGGAGGAGGGGAUGGAGGUGACGGUGGCCGGUUCACCAUGAAACUUAUUUAAAGCCAAGGAAGAGGGGGAAGGGGUCCUUUUAGUGACUGUGACAUUGCUCCUCUGCACUGUGGAGCCCUGAUGGGACACUGGAGGACAGAGACCUGUAUUCAGAGGCCCCCUUUGGAAGGCAAAUCAGAACUGGUUUGUUCUCUUCUAAUUUUAGAGUGGAAAGUUACAUCUCAGCACCCACUUUGCUGUGUUAUCUAACUAAUGAAUAUGUCAUGAUCCUGGAAUAGAAAGAUGUAAAAAGGUUGUAGGCAGAGCUUUCUUGGACUGAAUAAACAGACGAACACUGAACUAGCACAGGCUGAGUUUUCUAUGUAGCAUGUAAUAAUUCUUUUCACGUAUUAUUGGAUUUACACUCGAAGGCCGUUCGGGGUUUCACACAUUCAUCAAAAGUUUUCGACAUUGUUGAAACACACCAGGUGCUUGUUUAUCCAUACUGUACAAGUGUGAUCAGCUCUUUGUCUUCAAUUGCUUUGACAAGGCUUAAAAACAUUUGCCCCCUCGACCCCUCCGGUUGCUAUUUCUGCUUUGCCACAGGGGAUCAUGCUGAAGACUGCUACUUCAGCACGAGCUGCAAGACUCUAACAUGUGAGAAUGUGACUAUGAAGUACUUGUAAUAACAACAUGGAAUGGACUGGCCAUAUAAAUUUUAAUUCUCAUUGUUAUGGUUUUAUUUGGUAUGCUGCGCUGCAAUGGAACAUCACUCUCUGUCACGCUGCAAAAACUCAAAUCUCAGCAGGAGGAAUCGUCUGAUUUCUAAUCUUAAAUAUCACAUUACAAUCAUUAUAGCCGCAUUUAUCUGACAGUUCCAGACAAACAUCUUAUUUCAAGAUAUUUGAGAAAUAAAGAAAAAAAGCCUGAAUAGCAUGUGAUAGGUAAAAAUAACCAGCCGAGGGGGCAGGAAAUUCUACUUGUCGGGUAUCUUGAAAUGAGAUGUAUCAUUUAAAUUAGUCCAUAUGUCUCCAUUCAAGACAUUCGUCAAAUGUUCUUGCCCCGGAUCUUAUAGUUUUUAGAAGCAUUUCUGGCCUUAUUUUGUUCUUUUUAUAGCUUUAAGGAGCAGUAUGUAAGUCUGACACCUAGUAGUUAAAAUGGGUACUGCAG
This is a messenger RNA of Labrus bergylta (ballan wrasse), 3395 nucleotides long. It is a transcript of the gene lingo4b, whose product is annotated as leucine rich repeat and Ig domain containing 4b. Gene Ontology annotation, molecular function: protein binding. NCBI's taxonomy places the organism in Eukaryota, Metazoa, Chordata, Actinopteri, Labriformes, Labridae. The record is from RefSeq and is a predicted model, not a curated record.